Molecule: messenger RNA, 657 nt
Organism: Pistacia vera
Lineage: Eukaryota; Viridiplantae; Streptophyta; Magnoliopsida; Sapindales; Anacardiaceae
Product: disease resistance protein SUMM2-like
Exons: 1
Coding region: 1-657 (218 amino acids)
Molecular function (GO): ADP binding
Source: RefSeq, a predicted model, not a curated record
AUGGCAGAGCAAAUUGUUUCUUCAAUCGCUGGGAAGGUCGCAGACAGUCUAUUUGAUGCAGCUCGCCAUGAGCUUGGUUACUUGUUUUAUUACAACGACAACAUUGAAAACUUGAAAAAGCAAGCUAAGAAGCUGGCAGAUAGCAAAGACAAUGUGCAACUGAAAAUAGAAUCUGCAAAAAGAAAUGGAGAAAUCAUCUUGGUUGAUGUUCAAAGUUGGAUAGCUGAAGCUGAUAAUAUUUCCAAAAAAGCUGAAAAGUCUUUUGAAGAUGAAGACAAAGCCAACAAGAGGUGUCUCAAAGGAUGGUGCAUUAAUCUCGGACAACGCUACCGAUUCAGUAAGGAGGCAGAGGAGCAUACUCUGGUGAUUGAUCAGCUCCAGGAAGUGGGAAAGUUUGAGAGCGUGUCUUGUCCUGCUCUUCCAUCUGGAAUUAUAUCAUCAUCUAAAGUAUUUUAUUCUGGCCCUUUUGAAUCUAGAAAUUCAAUCAAGAAGAAAGUUAUGAAGGCCUUAAUUGAUGGUGACAGUGUCAGCAUAAUUGGAAUAUGUGGAAUGGGGGGUGUGGGUAAAACCACACUAGUUAAAGAAAUCAGCCAACAUGUAAAAGAAGCUAAAAUGUAUGAUGGCAGUUGUGAUGGCAGUUGUCUCUCAAACCCCUAG